Molecule: messenger RNA, 3760 nt
Organism: Pocillopora verrucosa
Lineage: Eukaryota; Metazoa; Cnidaria; Anthozoa; Scleractinia; Pocilloporidae
Product: arf-GAP with coiled-coil, ANK repeat and PH domain-containing protein 3
Cellular component (GO): cytoplasm
Molecular function (GO): GTPase activator activity; protein binding
Source: RefSeq, a predicted model, not a curated record
AAAAAUUGGGGUUGGCCAGAGAUAAAGGUGUAAAGAAAUUUAAAUUUCUACCCUAAUUUGCAUUGUUCGGCGGUGUUAAAACAACUUCUUGUGAAGGGUUAUGAGUCAUUUUUAGCGAAAAACCCUGAACAUUCCUCAUGACGUUUUACGACAAUUAUUACGAGGCCUCGGUGCCCGACCUCCCCGGCUACGAACUUGUUUUAGAUGAUAGUCCAACAUGUCACCAAUCACUGAAAUACUGGACUGAUCGGGCUGCUGAGGUGAGUCCUGCUCUAUUGAAACUCACUGGCUCAGUUGAGUCAUACUUCAGUACUGGAAUGCAGCACAGUAAAGCGGCAGCUGGGUUUGGUAGUGCUCUGGUAGAUGUCGCCAAGUCAGUGGAAAAUGAUAAAGACAUCAGUGAACCAAUAAUGAAGUUUGCAGACAUGUUGCAGAGAAUAGAAUGCUACAAGGACAUGUUCCUGAGUCAAACACAGCUUCUGACUCUGCAGCCAUUAGCAGCUCUUACCAAGGAAUUUGAGAAAGCUAAGGACCUUCAGUCUCAAAUGCAAAAAGCCAGAGAUGGGCUGCACAUUGCUUGGGAAAAGUAUUCCAGCCUUGCACACCUCAGCAACUUGCAAGAGCCUGGUGUAGUCGACCGGCUUGCUCAUGGUAUGCUACAUGCCAGACAUAAUUACCAGCGAAUUCUUCUCAAGUAUGUGUCAACACUGAGAGAUAUUCACACUUUAAAGAAGGUGAUUAUUCUUCAAAAAGUUUUAGAACACAUGCUUGCCCAGUUCUCUUUCUUCAAUUUUGCGUACCAGACAUUGAAAGAUGUAGAGCCAUAUAUGAAUGAUCUUUUCCAAGAACUGCAAAACACACAUGCCAAACUAGAGGAAAAUCUACAGAAUGAUGAGGAUAUUCAGGCAGCAAGUGAAGCAGAUAUUCUCACUCUAUAUCAGAAGGAUGCCCAGUCAUUUGCAGAACCACAGACCACUGUUCUUGGGUCUGCAGCACUGGGCCAUUCUGUCAACACUGUGAAUACACAAGCUGGGAAAUUCUUCAACAGAAUUGGGGAUUUGAUUCAAGGAUCCAAGAAAUAUGGCAAAGAUCACCCACGUCAGGAUCAGGAAUGGGAGGUGGUUGAAAAACCUAAGCUGUCAUCAUCUCCACAAGUCACCAGAAAGAAUGAUGCGUCAUCUUCUUCAGAGGGAAAACCCCAACCUGAACGGCCAAGUAGUCUGCCAUCCUCCCCAGCCAAGAAAAAGGAGGGUUCAUCAACCAGUCCUGAAGGUACAGAUGAUGCACAAGAUAAGGUCAUCAAAGUUGUACCAGAUGAUCUUCUCAGUCCAAGUUCUGAAGUUGCACCACAGGACAAAAAUGCUGAGCAAACACAAUCAGAUGGAUCAAGAUCUAUUGAAGUAUCGACAAGGGAAGGAACUCAAGUGACAUCUUCAAGUGGAUGGGAGCAGUGCAAAAGAGGCUAUCUUCGGAUAAAACAGAAAGGCUUUCCCAAGUCAAGAUGGCCUCUUCUGUACUUCAUUGUAGACCAAAAGGAUGGAAGACUUUUGGCUCAGGGUCAAGAGCAGAUCAGUCCAUCAGUCAUGGAGAAUCUGCUGCUUUGCACAGUAAAGUUUUGUACGGCGGGAGAUGUUGACAGAAAUAACUGUUUUCAGCUCAUUUCUCCAAGCAGUGAAAGAAUAUUCCAGGCAGUAACAGAUCAAGAAGUACAAGAGUGGGUGACAGCCAUUCAGAAAGCGACAGCUGAUGCCUUAAGAAAUUCAAAAGCAAAAUUACAGUCUCUUGCCAGAUCACAAGUGGACAGAUCUAGCCAGUCAGCCAAUGCAAAUAAAGUAUAUGCAGUUGAUGCAUCAGAGAGAAUAAGAAAAAUAGAUGGAAAUUCAUAUUGUGCAGACUGUUCAACCCCAAGACCAGACUGGGCAAGUAUAAACCUUGGAAUCUUAGUUUGCAUUGAAUGUUCUGGAAUCCAUCGCAGCUUGGGAGUGCAUGUGUCUAAAGUAAGGUCACUGACAUUAGACAAAUGGGAGGAGCAAACUGUCAAGUUUAUGGAAGGAAUGGGUAACAGCAAAGUGAAUAGAAUAUAUGAAGGCAAGCUUGGAGAAUAUAAAAAACCCACAAGAGAUUGUGCAAAGGAGGAAAGGCAACAGUUUAUUCGUUUGAAGUAUAUUGACCGACAAUUUUCCAUUCCUGAGGACAAUUCAGAUAAGGAAAUCUUAGAGGUGAUGAAAAACAGACCACCGGGAGAAGGCGAAGAUGAACUUUUUAAUGAUUCUGCAGAGUUCCUCGACUUUCUACAAGAGAGAAGCCUUCAUGGAGCUAGUCCAGUCUGCCUUGUGGAAGACUGUAAGGAAUGUCCCACAUCCUCUUGUAUCCAUAAAGGAAAGUUUGCCUCAUCUCAGCUGAUUGUCUCACCUGAAGAAGGAGAAGAAAGUGAAUGUUAGAAUACAAUGAAAAUUAUGGACCAAUGCAAGAUGCUGUGAUAACUAUAAUGUUAUUUAAUAAUUUGUGUCAUUGACCUGUGCUAAGAAAUGAAGGUGUCAUCAAAAUGUAAUCAAAUGUCAAGGGUACAUCACUAACAUUGAACUCAGUGAAUAAUUUAAACCAGGGAAAUAUGUUGGUGUGGCAAAAGUGUCACAUAAUGUCACACAAGGUCACACCAUUUGUGCCAUAAUAUUGUGUGAGAAAUGAAGGUGAUUGUUUGUAUUUAAUUAGUAACAGUUCUCUGUAGUAACUUGGCUUAAGUACCUAGUGUUGCAGUAUGAUGAAAAUUAUGAAAUUAUUUCAUCAUGAAAUUAUGGUUAUAGUACAGACUGAUGUGCAGCAAAGUUUAGAGACUCUGGUUUGCCUUGACCUCUGUUGACUACUUGACAAGCUAAACUUAGGAAUUGGGAAAAAAAAAAGAGAAUGCUGGAAGAGUUCUGUACAGAAAAAAGGAUCAUUAAAUGCUAUAGCAUAUAAGCUAUCAAACUGAAUUCAGAAAGAGGCAUAAGUCAACACCAUUUCUUUCCUCAAAGUCAGGAAUGUUCUUGAAGUAACAACUGUCCAAAUUGUUGAGAAUGACAAAUGUGUGGUUCAGAUACGGUAAUUUUGUUGUAUUUAAUAUAUGUAAAAAUAAAAAUAAAGUAUAUUCCACCCUACAGGGUGUUAAUCUUAAGUAUUGUAACAUACCCAUGAAUUAGGGUAAGAGACCAUUUUUCUGUUGAUAAAAUGUAGGAUCUGAUGUGUAAAGUGAUAGGUUACAAAAAUCAAGCUUGGAAUAUUUUUUAAAAAAUUGUCAUGACCAGAGAAGGAUAGCAGACUGCUGCAACAUCCAUGAAGCACAUUUGCUUUCAAUGCAGUUUUUAUUGGGAAAAUCAUUUCUUUUCUCCCUGCUUGAGUGAAACAUUUUAACCCAGCUAUUAUCAGAAUGAGUCCUUAAAAAUCAGGGGUUUCAGUCAGGGGUGUAAUUAGGCCCCUUUCUCCUAUUAGGGCUUGGGGAAGGCUUCCCCCAGUAAAAUUUGAAACCUAGAAGCUUAGAAAUUUAAUUUACAGCAUCUAAGAGUGAUUGUAGGGUAAACAUAUGGCAGUAAGAGGUCUUACAGGCAGUGGUAGACUGUCAGUAAUUGAAUGUCAUUGAAACUUGUUAGGAAUCUGGAGGUAUUUAAUAGAUAGCCUCUGUGGUGGUAUUGUUUAUUUUGAUAAAUUAAUUUGAUUGGGUACAAUGUGACUAUGCCUCAUGGCUGAUUGGCUUGAGUUAAUUAAAGGGAAAGGAAUGUUGUGA